Messenger RNA from Diachasma alloeum, 348 nucleotides. RefSeq lists its product as uncharacterized. NCBI's taxonomy places the organism in Eukaryota, Metazoa, Arthropoda, Insecta, Hymenoptera, Braconidae. The transcript has a single exon. The record is from RefSeq and is a predicted model, not a curated record. Bases 1 to 348 code for a protein of 115 amino acids.
AUGGUGAGUGAUUAUGAAAAAGUAUUUCAUGAGUGGCUUGAGGAAGGAAUCAUCGAGAGGAUGUCAGACGAUAAGGUGAAAAAUCCUGGACAUUAUCUUCCCCAUCGACCAGUUAUCAAGGAAAAUAGCACUACAAGAACCAGGCCAGUGUUCGACGCUUCAGCGAGAGGAAAACCCGGAUCUUCACUCAAUGAAUGUCUCCAGACAGGGCCAAACCUUAUCGUGCUCAUCCUGUCCCUGCUCAUGCGCUUCAGAGAAAAAUGGAUUGGCGUCAUCGCAGAUAUACGCAAGGCAUUCCUGCAAAUUAGUGUUGAUCCUGAGGACAGAGACUCCCGGAGAUUUUUGUAG